GACCUUUAACUAACCUAUGCACCGUUAUCUGAUCUCAUUUAUUCACAUUUACUUCAUAGAUUUUAUUCUUUUUUUUAUUAUCUGACUUCAACCUUUCUUAAUCUUAUUUUUUUCCCGACCAGCUCUUCUUCUCUGCUAUACUCCACAUCUCUCGGUAAUCAUUUUACCCUCUCUUUCACCACCCCAGUCUCUUUCAUUUUCUACAUUUUCCUGUGGAGACUCAUGAACGGCUCUUACCAUCACAUGCUCCUGUGGGACAGCUCUAUGAUCAACCACACAGCAGAGUACGAGAAUGGGAGCAUGUUGCUGUGGCUCUCGAACAGCAGUGUCGCUCCUCCCCCGUCAGGUCCGCCAGGUCUGUCAGGUACGUCAGGGGCGCUGUGCCAGCAGGUUCAGAUACAGGCUGAAGUUUUCCUUGCACUUGGGAUCAUCAGCCUUCUGGAGAACAUCUUGGUCAUUUCUGCAGUGGUGAAAAACAAGAAUCUCCAUUCGCCCAUGUAUUUCUUUCUCUGCAGCCUGGCAGCGGCAGACAUGCUGGUGAGUGUCUCCAAUUCCUUGGAGACGAUUGUGAUCGCCGUUCUCAGAAGCAAUCUCCUCAAACUCAGCGACUAUUUUGUGCGUUUGAUGGAUAAUAUUUUUGAUUCCAUGAUUUGUAUCUCUCUGGUAGCAUCCAUAUGUAACCUCCUGGCUAUCGCAGUUGACCGAUAUGUCACCAUAUUCUAUGCAUUACGCUAUCACAGCAUUGUAACUGCACACCGUGCAUUAAGUGCCAUUGGAACCAUAUGGCUCACCUGCAUCAUCUGUGGCAUUGUCUUCAUUGUAUACUCUGAGAGCAAGAUGGUCAUUAUUUGUCUAAUUACAAUGUUCUUUACAAUGCUGGCACUGAUGGCAACACUCUACGUUCACAUGUUUUUGCUUGCCCGACUCCAUGUCCAACGCAUUGCUGCAUUACCAGCUGCAGCGGCUGCUGCUGGUGACCCGGCACCACGGCAUUGCAGCUGCUUAAAGGGAGCAGUGACUAUCACCAUCCUCUUGGGGGUGUUUGUGUGCUGCUGGGCACCCUUCUUCCUCCACCUCAUCCUCCUAGUGGCAUGCCCACGCCACCCACUCUGCCUGUGUUACAUGUCACACUUCACCACCUACCUGGUGCUCAUCAUGUGUAACUCAGUCAUCGACCCCAUCAUCUAUGCUUUCCGAAGCCUGGAGAUGAGAAAGACCUUUAGAGAAAUCCUCUGCUGCUUUGGUGCAGGAUGCCCAGCUCCAGCCUGCGAGCGAGAACGAGAGAUGAACACGGAGAGACCAAGGGAGAGAGAACGGGAGAAGGAGAGUGAGACAGAGUGA
Messenger RNA from Tachysurus vachellii, 1341 nucleotides. It is a transcript of the gene mc3r, whose product is annotated as melanocortin 3 receptor. The transcript has a single exon. Gene Ontology annotation, biological process: G protein-coupled receptor signaling pathway. Gene Ontology annotation, cellular component: membrane. The coding region runs from base 223 to 1341 and encodes 372 amino acids. Gene Ontology annotation, molecular function: melanocyte-stimulating hormone receptor activity; peptide hormone binding. The record is from RefSeq and is a predicted model, not a curated record. Lineage: Eukaryota; Metazoa; Chordata; Actinopteri; Siluriformes; Bagridae.